Messenger RNA from Phlebotomus papatasi, 3196 nucleotides. RefSeq names its product trifunctional enzyme subunit alpha, mitochondrial (gene Mtpalpha). The record is from RefSeq and is a predicted model, not a curated record. Gene Ontology annotation, molecular function: long-chain (3S)-3-hydroxyacyl-CoA dehydrogenase (NAD+) activity; enoyl-CoA hydratase activity; NAD+ binding. Lineage: Eukaryota; Metazoa; Arthropoda; Insecta; Diptera; Psychodidae. The transcript is spliced from 6 exons. Gene Ontology annotation, cellular component: mitochondrion; mitochondrial fatty acid beta-oxidation multienzyme complex. The coding region runs from base 196 to 2505 and encodes 769 amino acids. Gene Ontology annotation, biological process: fatty acid beta-oxidation.
GGGCAGUGCAUUGGCAGCACUGAUUUGAUAAAGUCACCGCAUUUCUCUCUUGCACUGCGAAUUGUGUGUUGGUAUUUUUUCGUUUAUUUUUUAUUACUUAGUGAAUAAUUAGGAAAGUGUUAAAGAUCUACUUUAAGUUUUCAACCUUUUCGGUGAGAAUUAAUUGAAGGCACUUCUUUUUCUUGAUCCCAAGAAAUGGCUUCUGUUCGUCUUCUCAGCAAUGCAACCAAAUUAUCCUGGAUGCCAUCCCGGAUUGGAUGGCCAUCGCCAGCUGGAAUCUCCCUGAAGAGAUUUGCCAGUGCUGCAGCUGCCCAGAAUCAUCUCAAAACGAAAGUUGUCGAUGGAGUUUUGGUCGUUACUCUCGAUUCGCCCAAUGUCAAGGUGAAUUCCCUGGGCGAAGAGGUGAGCAGAGAAUUUCAGACUGUUCUCCGGGACCUCGAAACGAAUCCCGGAGUCCAUUCGGCUGUCGUGAUCUCAGCCAAACCGGGAUGCUUCGUGGCGGGGGCAGAUAUUGGGAUGCUAGAGAAGUGCAAGAGUGUCCAAGAGGCCCAGAAUAUCUCCCACGAUGGCCAGUUGAUGUUCAAUCGGAUAGAAAGUAGCAAAAAGCCCGUUGUGGCUGCUAUUAAUGGAGCCUGCUUGGGCGGAGGAUUGGAACUGGCUCUGGCCUGUCAUUACAGAAUCGCCACGAAGGACAAAUCCACGAAUCUGGGCUUGCCGGAAGUGAUGCUAGGUCUCCUUCCGGGAGCCGGAGGAACUCAGAGACUGAGGGAAUUGACGUCAAUUCCGACAGCUCUGGACCUGGCACUCACGGGGAAAUCCGUAAAAGCGGACAAAGCAAAAAAAUUGGGCCUUGUAGACUUGCUCGUGUCUCCUCUUGGGCCAGGACUUCAGCCCGCUGAAGUCAAUACAAUUGAGUACCUGGAGAAAGUUGCCGUGCAAGUGGCCAGAGAAAUUGCCACGGGAAAGCUCAAGGUGGACAGAGAGAAGAAGGGACUGGUAAAUAAAGUUAUGGCCUUUGCACUGGAUAUCAAUUGGGUCAAGGAUAAAGUUUUUGGGAAGGCCAAGGAGCAAGUUAUGAAGCAAACCGGAGGACUCUAUCCAGCCCCAUUGAAGAUUCUCGAGGUGAUUCGUGUUGGAAGUGAUAAAGGAAACGAUGCUGGUUAUGAAGCAGAACGAAUUGGCUUCGGAGAGCUUUCACAGACUCCCCAAUCGAAGGGUCUAAUUGGCCUGUUCCGAGGUCAAACGGAGUGCAAAAAGAAUCGUUUUGGAAAGGCGAGUGUUCCUGUGAAAACGGUUGGGGUACUUGGGGCCGGAUUGAUGGGCGCUGGAAUAGUUCAAGUGAGUGUUGACAAGGGCUACAAUGUUGUGAUGAAGGAUACUACAGAUGCGGGGCUCAAUCGUGGCCUUGGGCAGAUUCAGACGGGCUUUGAGAAUGCAGUGAAGCGCAAGAGACUGACAGCACUCGAUCGCGAUAAGCAUUUGGCCAAUCUCACAUCAACACUCAGCUAUGAGCCAUUCCGUAAGGCUGAUAUGGUCAUUGAGGCUGUCUUCGAGAAUUUAAACAUCAAGCACAAAGUGAUUAAGGAAUUGGAAGCCGUUGUUCCGCCACAUUGCAUCAUUGCCACGAAUACCAGUGCAAUUCCCAUCACGAAGAUCGCAGCCGGAAGUUCGAGGCCGGACAAAGUGAUUGGGAUGCAUUACUUCUCGCCAGUGGACAAGAUGCAGCUGCUGGAGAUUAUUACGCAUCCUGGAACGUCCAAGGAUACCAUUGCCAGUGCUGUGGCUGUUGGACUGAAGCAGGGCAAAGUGGUUAUAACUGUUGGGGAUGGUCCGGGCUUCUAUACUACCAGGAUCCUCUCAACGAUGAUCUCGGAGGGAAUCAGAAUACUCCAAGAGGGAACAGAUCCCAAGGAUUUGGACAAGAUGACGAAGGCAUUUGGCUUUCCGGUGGGAUGUGCGACACUGGCUGAUGAAGUUGGCAUCGAUGUGGGAUCUCACAUCAGUGUAGACCUGGCCAGAGAGUUGGGAGAGAGGAUAAGUGGAGCAGAUCUGGGACUGUUGGAAGAUAUGGUAAAGGCUGGAUUUCUGGGACGAAAGUCCGGUAAAGGGAUAUUUAUGUAUGAUUCGGCAAGUCGGGGAUCGCGUGAGGUUAAUCCAGGAGCCCUGGAGAUCCUGAGGCAGAAGUAUCCGUUGGUAUCGAAGGGUGCCAAUAGUGUUGAGGAUCUGCAAUUGAGAAUGGUGUCGAGAUUUGUCAAUGAAGCCGUUCUGUGCCUUGAGGAGAAGAUCCUGGAUAAUCCGCUUGAGGGUGAUGUGGGAGCGGUAUUUGGUUUGGGUUUUCCACCAUUUUCCGGAGGACCUUUCCGUUGGGUUGAUCAAUUUUCAGCGGCAAAAUUGGUGGAUAAAAUGCUGUCGUAUGCUGAUCUCUAUGGGGCACCCUUUAAGCCGGCUCAAACACUCCUGGACAUGGCUAAGGAUUCAUCCAAGAGAUUCCACAAAUCGGCUUAAUUUUUUGGACAUCACAAAAUUCACCGAAAAGGUAACAUUUCCAAUCAUUUUCUCUAUUUUUUUUCAUUUUUUUCCCAAGGAGGGGCAAAACUUUUAAAUUACAAGGAAUAAUAUUCAAUGCCCCUUUUUAUACACUCACACAAAAAAACAUUUCUUUGAUGCCUAACGACGAAUUACAAAAGUCAAUUAAUUUAUUUAGAAAAGCAGAAUUAUUUUUGGCAUCGGUCGACUGAUAUUCGAGAUGAUUCAGUUGUACAAUUUCACACAGUCUUACACUUUUUUUCUGUGCUUUAUCUCGUUUAAGUAUAAUAGUUUUUUUUUUUUUUGGUUUUUGUAAAAGAAAAUGACGAAAGUCAUAGGAAAAAGGCAGAUAAAAAAAAGAGUCAGAGAUGCAAGAGAGAAACAAAAUACAUUAAACUUUACUUAAAAAUAGGAUCAAAAUUUUAUAGAACAUUUUAUAUACAACACAAUAGAGAAACUCAAUUGCUAAUCUUUUAUUUUUUUUUUGUUCGUCUUUUUCAAUAAAAUGUCUAAAUUGAGUUUCUUUCUCCCUUUCCGCGAAAAAAAACUUUGGUGGGCUGCGAGUGAUUUUUUUUUGUGUCAAAAUGAAGGAAAGAAUUUUUAUACUGUUUUUUUUUGAUAGGUUCACAAGUGAAGAAAAAAAGAAAUAAAUUAUAAAUGUUUUUCUUAA